AUGCGUUCCAUCUCAUUAUUUUUCACAUUUUACGUCAUUUCUCGCUGUUCUGGAAUCCAUCAAGGUCGUAAUGCCAGUGCAAACCAAUUUCCCUUCAUCGUGUCGUUGCGCAACCAGAAUAACGACCAUCUGGAUGCCGGGAGCAUCAUUUCGCAUCGCUUCGUCCUCAGCACGGCAUGGACUCUAAAGUUCAAUCCGAUCCGCGUGAUUGCCGGUUCCGUCAUUUUGCUUACGGGCGGCAUUUCGUACCGCAUCGUUUCGUCGCACAUCCAUCCGUUAUACGAUGAGAUCACCUUUCGGCACAACAUUGGCUUGGUAAAGACGCAAAAUUUCAUUUAUUUCACGGAUGCGGUGCGUGCGAUCAACGUUGGAACGCUGGAAAUGCGAAUGGCGAAUGUCCCCGUGGUGGCGGCGGGAUGGGGCGACAGCAAGGAAGCCGUGAAAAGUCGCACGAAUUUGCUGAAAUGGGCGAAUUUCGUCACAAUUGAUGCCGAAAAGUGCUUUGAUGGCAUGAAAAAAGCGAGUUUGAGUCAAUUUUAUCACGCGAAUCUCGUGUGUGCCGUCGGUUAUGCGGAAAUGGGACAACAAUGGUGCUCCUAUGACUUCGGGGGACCACUAAUUGCGGGAAAUACCUUAAUUGGAGUGCUUUUCCGGCCCGGCAUGCAAACGUGCACGCAACAAGAUGCAUUUCCGAAUGUCGCUCUUCGUGUCGAGCCUUACCUCUAUUGGAUCCACGAAACAAUGGUCGACCAUGAAAGUCCUUGA
This is a messenger RNA of Culicoides brevitarsis, 765 nucleotides long. Its product is annotated as trypsin-2-like. The record is from RefSeq and is a predicted model, not a curated record. Bases 1 to 765 code for a protein of 254 amino acids. Lineage: Eukaryota; Metazoa; Arthropoda; Insecta; Diptera; Ceratopogonidae. Gene Ontology annotation, molecular function: serine-type endopeptidase activity. The transcript is spliced from 2 exons. Gene Ontology annotation, biological process: proteolysis.